AUGGCCGGAGGCAAGGGCAAGUCAUCUGGAGGGAAGAGCUCCGGCGGUAAGACGAGCGCCGAGGGAUCCAAGAAGCAGCAGAGCCACUCGGCCAGAGCUGGACUUCAGUUCCCUUGCGGUCGUGUGAAGCGUUUCCUCAAGCAAAACACCCAAAACAAGAUGCGAGUCGGCGCCAAGGCCGCAGUCUACGUCACGGCCGUCCUCGAAUACCUGACUGCCGAAGUACUGGAGCUGGCAGGCAACGCCGCUAAGGACCUCAAGGUGAAGCGCAUCACCCCUCGCCAUCUCCAGCUGGCUAUCCGAGGUGACGAAGAGCUCGACACCCUCAUCCGUGCCACCAUCGCCUUUGGUGGUGUCCUUCCUCACAUCAACCGUGCCCUCCUCCUCAAGGUCGAGCAGAAGAAGAAGGCCAAGGCCUUGGAGGCCUAA
This is a messenger RNA of Trichoderma harzianum CBS 226.95, 429 nucleotides long. RefSeq lists its product as hypothetical. Gene Ontology annotation, cellular component: nucleosome. The transcript has 3 exons. Gene Ontology annotation, molecular function: structural constituent of chromatin; DNA binding; protein heterodimerization activity. The coding region runs from base 1 to 429 and encodes 142 amino acids. The record is from RefSeq and is a predicted model, not a curated record. NCBI's taxonomy places the organism in Eukaryota, Fungi, Ascomycota, Sordariomycetes, Hypocreales, Hypocreaceae.